Molecule: messenger RNA, 227 nt
Organism: Acaulospora morrowiae
Lineage: Eukaryota; Fungi; Glomeromycota; Glomeromycetes; Diversisporales; Acaulosporaceae
Source: the annotation of a GenBank genome assembly
GAGCAGCUAUGGCAUGUUCGAGUGUUAGCGUUGUAUGCUCAAGUUUAUUGCUGAAAUGGUGGAAUAAACCCGUAUGGGUGGAAAAUAGUGGUGGUAAGGUGGUGAGGCUGAAGAAUAAUGGUGGAUUCUUUAGUUCAAUGUGGGCAGCAGUGAAGCAAGGUCCAGAAAUAUCGCGUGGCACUGGAGGCUAUAGGCGACUGGCAGCUGAUGACGACAUGAACAGUUAG